AGAUGAUUCAAACUUUAAGAGCGCUGUGAACUACUACACAUCUUGUACGGACAGUUUAAAAAGGGGAACUGAUGUGAUUGAAGAAGACGUUAUUAAAUUGAUAAUAUCUCUAUUCAAAGGGUGGUACUUGACAAAUGAUUACAACAAAAACCCCUUGAUUGUCAGAAAGAGUCUCAUGAGGGAUGAAACAUUCAGUCUUACGGGUUUACUUUUACCUUUGUUGCUUCAAAGUGGAAGUACAUCUUUAUUUUCACUAAAGCUAAUAAAGGAUGACAACCCACACAUUCAUAUUUCUCCAGGUUCACUGGAAGCCUUUGAUGCUGUUACUUCUAGCGUGUCCGAUGGUGAGAGCACAAGUGAGGGUGAACAACUUUUCGAAUAUAUGAAGACAAUUGGACCUACGAAGAAAAAAAUUAUAAAAGAAGCUUUCAGCUUGCAUUCUGAAAUCAAACUUGCAAUACAACCAUCUGGUCCUGAUUCAGAAGUCACAAUUGAGAAGUUAACGGAAAUCUGUGAAAUAAUUGAUUGGAAUCUUUUAUUUGAGAGUGUAUUCAAUGAAAUCAAGUAUGAUUCAUACAAGAAUAUGAAAAUUGUUGUCUAUAAUCAAGAUUCGUUGAAGAGAGUUUGUGAUAAACACACAGAGUUUAUGAGAACAGAAAAAGGAAGAAAAAAUUUACACUCGAUGACAGUGAUCAGUUUCUUGUUCAACAUGAGAAAUAUAUUGAAUCGGUAUUUCAAAGAGUUUUAUCCUGCUAAUGUUCAAAUGUCAGCGAAAAAGCCAACAAGUUGCAUUGAUGAAGUAAAAGAAAAUUUCCGAUGGACAAUAGAAAAGUAUCAAAAAUAUUCUAGUAUAAGUGAAAGUACACAAAAUCAAGUUCUCGAAAUGUUCAAACAAUUGAAAACGACCUUCAUUAAUUCAUUGUCAUCAAAGUCAUGGUCCAGUGAAGAUGAAAAGCAGAAAUUCAUCAACUUGGCUAAUGAGUAUCAGUUGUCCAUAAUUACUUCGAAAAGUUUGUCCGCAGCCGAAAGAGACAGCCGAGAUUUCAUAUUCAAUAAUGAAAUUUCCGAGGAUGAUUACUUAAUGAAUGUGUACUAUUCCCAGAAAACCAAGUUCCUUAAAUCAAUUUACAAACCACUGGAUACUGACGUGGAACCUGACGCGUUCAGUUUUAUGCCAUACAUAUCUAGUUCGGUUGAAGAUAAACUUAUUAAGGUAUCUGCCGGUCUAUUAAAUCUACUAUAUCACAAAAAAGGAUAUUCAAUGUCUGAACAAUAUGGGACUAUCGGUUGGUUUAUUGGUCGCCAGCUGAUGUAUGAAGUAAAUAAUAACAAGAAAGCAGAUGCACCUGAGAGUUCUCAGUUCGCCUGUAAUUCACCAGACGCAACAGUUUUUGAGGCUCAACUAUGCUGCUUGCAGAAACAAGACGAGUUCAAAGAAUACAACGAAAAGAAUUUGAGGUCUUUGUCAGCUGAUAUUAAUGGUCUCAUGCUAUCCUUUAAAACAUACACGGGUCAUGGAGAUUUGCAAGGAAAGAACUCGUUUUACACAUCGUUUGCAAAAAUGAUGUGUAAUAGCGACUUCACAGAUGUCAUUCAUACUAAAUUACAGUCUCCCGACGCCGUCCAUAAAUUCAGGUGUACUUUUCUCAUCUCUAAAAAUUGAAGUUUUCAAUUUUCGAGAAAAUUAUUCAAUAUUUCAUAUCUUUGAAGCAUGAUAACGUAAAUACGAUUAAUGAAUGACACAUAUUUCAUAGGAUAGGUAAGCACGACAGUCAUCCGUACCAUACGAAUUCUAAUCCUCAAGCAUUGAACAGAUAGUGAAGAAGUGUAACUAACCGUUUUAUCGCAGAAAAAAAACACGUUAAACAAAACAAUUUCUUGCAGACAUUACAGUUCAGUGAUUGUCGUUUCAUAUUCAGAAUAUGGGUACAUUUCACUCAAUGUGGUUUGCCAACUGCAUUAUAUAGUAUUUCACCUUGUGACACACUUUCCAUUUCUUUCAACAUACAUCUCAAAUAUCCACCCACCAAGGCUGUAUUCUUUCCUGUGCAUUAAUGCAGAUGUGAAUAUUCAAUAUCAAAUCAUCCAUAUCAUAUUUGCUUCAAUGAAUGAAAUCAAUAAUUAUUCCAUACAUUUAUUCACGAAUGAUUAGAAUAGUCUAUUAUGAUCCUACGACUUACUAAAUACGUUUUGUUUUAACAUUUCUCAUUACCAGUGUGAAUGAUCUUCUGAAACACAGUCAGGAAUUUGCCACUACACACCGAUGUGCAUCUGGUUCAAAAAUGAAUCCUGUGAACAAAUGUGUUCUUUAGAGCAAAGCAUAAAUAAUGCGUGUUCGUAUGUGGAAAUAUCUGAUGGAGUGUUUCCGCGAUUUCUUUUUGAUAUAA
This is a messenger RNA of Schistosoma bovis, 2387 nucleotides long. The record is from the annotation of a GenBank genome assembly. Lineage: Eukaryota; Metazoa; Platyhelminthes; Trematoda; Strigeidida; Schistosomatidae.